ACGGGGUAUGACGUCAGACUCCGCCUCUUCUUCGGUCGGUGCUGCGUGGAGAGGCGCUUUGAAUCCCGGGGAGACAUUUAGCGGGCUGCAGGACAUCGGGUUACUAGCUGCCCUGUGCGUACAGUUGAUCUUUACUUAGUUGUUGGAAUCAUGAGCAAGGCGCACCCCCCAGAGUUGAAAAAGUUCAUGGACAAGAAGCUGUCUUUGAAGCUGAACGGCGGGCGUCAGGUCCAGGGGAUCCUGCGUGGGUUUGACCCCUUCAUGAACCUUGUGAUGGAUGAGUGUUUGGAGAUGGCUGCAGGAGGUCAGCAGAACACUAUCGGCAUGGUGGUAAUCAGAGGAAACAGCAUCAUCAUGUUGGAAGCUCUGGAGCGGGUAUGAGGAGGUGUGGCCAUAUGUGAAGGCCCCACCCAUCAGGAGGAGGGGUCUACAGAGAAGGGGAGGAGCAUCACUUUUACAACUAGCAGACUCUGAUUCCAAGGGCAGUCUAGUCCCUUAUUGGCUGUUAAGGAUAGCAAAACAAAUGUGUGAAUUCAAGUAGUGUUCAGGAGUCCUUUUCAGAUGUAGUAUGUAAUGGUGUAGGGGUUUGAAAACCUGUGGAACAAGCAGGCGGAUGAUGUUAGAAGAACUGAGGACUCCAAUCCAACAUAAGAUGUGGGGUCCAGUGGAGAGUAAGGGGUCCAGUAUACAGUAGAAUAUAUAGUGGUCAGAAUGCAUUGUGUCUGACCGCCAAGCAAGUUAGUCUAAAAUACCCUAAUGGAAUGAAGACUCGUGUCUCCGUUAGCGACAGUGGGGUGUGAAUGCUCUGCUAGUCCACUGUAUCCACUGUAUCUCUUCAUCUGUGAAUCUUUGGGGGAGGGGAGGGGCUAGUUGUCUAAAGUGAUGCAAAUGUUUUUGUUUUGUUGCUUUAUCAGUUCCAUAGCUUGAUUUUUGAGCUGGAGAUAUUGUUUGUUUUCAUAAUAAAAAUGUUGUUUUUUUAUGAAA
Acipenser ruthenus (sterlet) is the source of this 984-nucleotide messenger RNA. Its product is annotated as small nuclear ribonucleoprotein G. Gene Ontology annotation, molecular function: RNA binding. The transcript is spliced from 4 exons. Gene Ontology annotation, biological process: spliceosomal snRNP assembly; mRNA splicing, via spliceosome. Gene Ontology annotation, cellular component: U12-type spliceosomal complex; P granule; U2-type prespliceosome. Lineage: Eukaryota; Metazoa; Chordata; Actinopteri; Acipenseriformes; Acipenseridae. The record is from RefSeq and is a predicted model, not a curated record. Bases 151 to 381 code for a protein of 76 amino acids.